This is a messenger RNA of Zalophus californianus (California sea lion), 1767 nucleotides long. RefSeq names its product F-box protein 4 (gene FBXO4). The transcript has 7 exons. Gene Ontology annotation, molecular function: protein binding. Gene Ontology annotation, biological process: SCF-dependent proteasomal ubiquitin-dependent protein catabolic process; protein polyubiquitination. The record is from RefSeq and is a predicted model, not a curated record. The coding region runs from base 465 to 1481 and encodes 338 amino acids. Lineage: Eukaryota; Metazoa; Chordata; Mammalia; Carnivora; Otariidae. Gene Ontology annotation, cellular component: SCF ubiquitin ligase complex.
CGGAGGACCGAGGGGCCGCACUGGGAGGGGCGCCACGCACCGGCGGCCUCCGAGGGCCUCCCCGCGCCCGGGUCUGUGUCUGCCGCAGUCCUGCCGCCAUUCCGGCCAGUGUCGUCACCUGGGAGCAACAGUUGACCAGAAACGCCGAGGCGUUGACCUUUAGUGCUCGCAGACGGACCGAAAGUCGCAGCGAGACGCACCAUCAGGGGCGCCCUGGUAACCGGCCAGGUCACCCUUAGGUCUUCUACCCCCCAAAACAAGUUUUGGCCCUAGAACACCCCGAACGUCAGGUUAAGGAAAUAAGGAGACCACGGCCGAGUUUCUGGUUAGGCUGGGAAAGCCUUCAGCGACCGUGUGUUCCGCGCCUUUCAUCUCCGGUUCGGUGUACCAAAACGCUGCGAGGAAAUCAUGGCUCUGCUCUUACCGCGCGUAUUUCAGAACACAGAACUCACACUUGACUGGCAAUGACUAAGAGGUGCCGCAAGUUACAGCAGCCCACAAGAAUUAUUGACGUACAGCUAUAUAUUUUGUCAUUUCUUUCACCUCAUGAUCUGUGUCAGUUGGGAAGUACGAGCCAUUAUUGGAAUGAAACUGUACGAGAUCCAAUUUUGUGGAGAUAUUUUCUGCUGCGGGAUCUUCCUUCUUGGUCUUCUGUUGACUGGAAGUCUCUUCCAAAUCUAGAAAUCUUAAAAAAGCCUAUAUCUGAGGUUACUGAUGGUGCAUUUUUUGACUACAUGGCAGUCUAUAAAAUGUGCUGUCCAUAUACAAGAAGAUCCUUGAAAUCUAGCCGUCCUAUGUAUGGAGCUGUCACAUCAUUUUUACACUCAUUGAUUAUUCAGAAUGAACCACGAUUUGCUAUGUUUGGACCAGGUUUGGAAGAACUGAAUACGUCUUUGGUGUUGAGCUUAAUGUCUUCUGAGGAACUUUGCCCAACAGCUGGUUUGCCUCAGAGGCAGAUUGAUGGUAUUGGAUCUGGAGUUAGUUUUCAGUUGAGCAACCAACAUAAAUUCAACAUCCUGAUACUAUAUUCAACUACCAGAAAGGAAAGAGAUAGAGCAAGAGAAGAGCAUACAAGUGCAGUUAACAAGAUGUUCAGUGUACAGAAUGAAGGAGAUGAUCAACAAGGAAGCCGGUAUACUGUAAUUCCACAAAUUCAGAAGGUGUGUGAAGUUGUUGAUGGAUUCAUCUAUGUUGCAAAUGCUGAAGCUCAUAAAAGACAUGAAUGGCAAGAUGAAUUUUCUCGUAUUAUGGCAAUGACAGAUCCAGCUUUUGGAUCUUCAGGAAGACCUAUGCUGGUUUUAUCUUGUAUUUCUCAAGCAAAUGUAAAAAGAAUGCCCUGUUUUUAUUUGGCUAAUGAGCUGCGUCUAAAUCAUCUAAACCACCCAUGGAUGGUCCAGGAUACAGAGGCUGAAACUCUAACUGGUUUUUUGAAUGGCAUUCAGUGGAUUCUUGAAGAAGUAGAAUCUAAGCAUGCAAGAUGAUCCUCCUUUUAGACCUUGGGAACUGAAACCACUUUAAGCUUGUUGCUAAGGUCAUGAUGUGGAUAUUUGCUCAGUCAGCCAAUUUUGUCCUGCCUUUUUGCAGGUGGGCUUUAUAUUGGGACAGCUGUAACUGCCCAGUUUUUUACAUAAUUUUUACUUUUUACCUUAAAUCAAUUUUUUCUUGUAGAAAAAAGUUUCAGUGCUAGCAUUUAGCCCCUGAAUGAACCUUUUAAGACUUUUUUUUUGAUAACUUCUAUAUUUUCUUUUUUUAAAAUAUUAAAUUCUG